This is a messenger RNA of Chenopodium quinoa (quinoa), 438 nucleotides long. RefSeq lists its product as uncharacterized. The transcript has a single exon. Bases 1 to 438 code for a protein of 145 amino acids. The record is from RefSeq and is a predicted model, not a curated record. NCBI's taxonomy places the organism in Eukaryota, Viridiplantae, Streptophyta, Magnoliopsida, Caryophyllales, Amaranthaceae.
AUGCCAUACUCCGUCUUCAAGAAGCUUAAGCUAGGUGAGCUCCUCCCUACCAACAUGACCCUUCGAUUGGCCGACCGUUCCAUUAAGUUCCCUAAGGGUAGAAUUGAGGAUGUUCCCCUCAAGAUAGGUGACUUUACAUUCCUCGUUGAUUUCAUUGUGCUUGAGAUUGCGGAAGAUGACAACAUACCUAUCAUUUUAGGGAGAUCAUUCCUAGAAACUUUGGGUGCCUUGAUAACUGUGAAAGGAGGCAUUAUAACUUUGUGUGUUGGUAAUGAUACAGCUAGUUUCAAACUCAAGCCCAUGCAUGAGUCUCUAUCUUAUGUGCAAGGAAUUAUGUGUAUUAAUUCGUUUCCCUUGAAUGACAUUGCUUGCACUUUUGCGUCGUCUACUAAUGAUGUUCUUGAAGGUUGUGAUAAUGCUCAUAUAUAUAAGUGUUGA